This is a messenger RNA of Varroa destructor (honeybee mite), 1771 nucleotides long. Its product is annotated as superoxide dismutase [Cu-Zn]-like. The record is from RefSeq and is a predicted model, not a curated record. Lineage: Eukaryota; Metazoa; Arthropoda; Arachnida; Mesostigmata; Varroidae. Gene Ontology annotation, biological process: superoxide metabolic process. Gene Ontology annotation, molecular function: copper ion binding.
GGUUUCAUCCUGUGUGCGACUACCCCUGAGUUCGUUUUCUUUGUGUUUUACGUCCGGUAGUUAAGUCGUCAGGACUUACUUCAGACGACUGGCUUUUUUCAACACGAAACGAAGUGUGUCUACGUUCGGAUUCAUCACCCGGAUCAUUACAUGUCCGUAAGUUUACUAGGCAAACACGACAAACACUGCGCUAUUACGGGUACCACCGCCUCUUAUGAUUAACUUAUGAUGCUCCUAAGCCUUGAGUACAGUCACGCCGCAAUUAUAAGCACGUACUAAAUGUUGUGUCAUUAUAAAACCUUAACAGUUUUUACAAUAUCCUAAUGAUACUUCACGCGCGCCACCAUUACUACAAAACAACAGGAUGGCAAGGAACAAAAUUUAUAUGACGUUCGUAUAAAUGUACGACGGCAAAAAUAAGCGCGAAUGGUCGUUUGAACCGUCUUCCUGCGCCUCGGCCCUGUUUUGAUUCACUCCGAUCCGCUUUGUCUGAACUGUGCGUCACCACGGUGUUCUAGUACUUUAAUAAAUAACAUUAGAAAAAUUAUUUGUUGGUGGAGUAUGAACGUAGACGGCAAAUUUUGCAGGUCCUGCCUGAUACAGGGUGCAAUGCCCUUCGUUACCCACAGCGUUCGGAACGCAUUAAAAACUCGAAAGCCGUGUCUCCACUGAACAACAACAACAGCAACAACAGCAACAAUUGUUCCUCGGUAUUUGUAGGCUGCGGCUUCAUUUGAAGACUUUAACGAAUUACUGCCAUGAGGAUUGAUAGUGAUUCGAGCUUCACUUUAAGUUUACGGUAUACAAAACCAAGCACGCACUCUAGGGUACUCAAUAUCAAGUACCUUGCGUUCGGGGCAGUGGCAGUUACUAUUAUAGUGGUCCUCUGGGUAGUCUUCAUUCCCAAAGAUGCACACCAAACAGGUCAACGGGCUACCUGUAAACUAAUUGGGUCUGUGAAAGGUACCUUGGUCCUCGAAGAAGUUGAUGGCAAACUCAAAAUCGAAGGCAAACUAAGCAAUAUUACGCUUGGAAAGCAUGCCAUUCAUAUUCACGAAUCAGGGAACAACUGCCUCGAUGCUGGACCGCAUUAUAAUCCAACCAAUGUUGACCACGGGGGUCCAACCGAUAAAGUGCGACACAUUGGCGAUUUCGGGAACUUCGAUAUCACGAGCGAUCCUUUUUUACUAUCAUACGAGGAUCCCGUCGCAAAGCUCCAUGGGUCGUGGCCAGUUCUUGAUCGGGGCAUUGUUAUUCAUGCGAGCGAGGAUGAUCUCGGUAGAGGACAUAAUCCCGCUUCGAAAAAGAACGGAAACGCUGGAGCUCGCCUUGCCUGUUGCCCGAUUACAGCAAUUUAACAGCAAAUUAAUACGCCUAUGCUGAUUCGUAUUUGAUUUAUAUAUACGUAAAUAUCUAGAUAUAAACAGUAGUUAUUUUGCCGGAAUCGAUAAUCAAGCUGCUUAGUGUAUUUAUAUAGAUAUUAUUAGACGAAAAGCCUCUGGCCAGCUACUGCUGUUAACGGUCGACCUGGUUGCCGUUAUGUCCGUCGUUAUAAUAAUAAUCAUUAUUACGACGGACAUUAUUAUAUUACAUAUCUAAUUAUCGCGUUUUUUAGACCGUGUGUCCAUCUUCCGCGUGCAGUGUUCUCAAUACUGAAUAGUCUUCUUAUGGGAACAAGCGUGUAUUGGUAGGAGUCAUUUUUAAUAGGUAACAUCAAUUGUGUGUCAAAUUGCGUACGCUGAAUAAAAGAGGCUAUCUUGCCUUAGCCAUA